Branchiostoma floridae (Florida lancelet) is the source of this 1022-nucleotide messenger RNA. Its product is annotated as UPF0728 protein. The record is from RefSeq and is a predicted model, not a curated record. Bases 229 to 507 code for a protein of 92 amino acids. The transcript is spliced from 3 exons. NCBI's taxonomy places the organism in Eukaryota, Metazoa, Chordata, Leptocardii, Amphioxiformes, Branchiostomatidae.
AGACUACAAGGUGUACAAGAAACUGAAAAGAAACGAUUUUAUGUGGAAUGACAACCACCCAUUUUGCCUCAUAUUAAAUAUUCAGCAAGAAAAAUUGAUGAAAUAAUUGCCAUGUAACUUGUGCAAUAUAAAACGACUGCGUUACAAUAAUUGAGUGAAGAGAACUUACUUCCGGGUUCAACGUCGCUUGUUCUUGAAUAUAUUGCUAGAUUCUGAGCAGCUAUCAUCAUGCCAGCGAACGCGAAGGUGACGAUACGGUACGGAAAGUACGAGGCGUGUGGUACAGUGGAGUACAGAGAAGACAGACUAGACGGUUUGCAAGCUGUGUUGAAGGCAGAUGGACAUGAAGUAGAACUGAAGCAAAUUGAAGACUGGAAUGUGGUGGAACUCAUCGUGAAUGGAGAAACAGUCUACACAUGCAACAUCACAGAACUGGACUUUGGUGGAGAUGGCAAGUUGGACCCACUAUGCGCAGAAGCAUUGCAGGCAGUACAGACGGCAUAUUAAUACAGCAAACAUGGCGAAGUAUGGCUACACGUCAGGAUUGAGACUGUUAUCUACCGAAUAGCUGAUACUACCUGUAAAGAUCAGAGUCUCUGUUGCAGGGGACUCUGAUCGGAUGUCUCCUGGCAAGACUGGUGAUUCUGCCUGAUUGCAAUCUCUACCGUCUGUACUAUAAAACUGUGCCACAAACUUUGUGAGUGGGACUGGUCAGCCAAACACUGAAUCGCUGAAAAAAAACUUUUUCAGAAGUUGAGUCUGAAUAUCUUCUGUACAAAGUGAAGAAAUCUGAAGUGUAUACAGUUCUGUUGCAUGUAGUGACAAGUUAAGGAGAAACAUGGUACAGUGACAUACAACAUGUAUCAUGUAUUGAUAGUGUCUGAUUGUCUAGUAGGCUAUUUUUACAUUUACCUUUACAAAUAACAAUGUGUUGAAUGCCUUUUAUAGGAAGCAUUCCUCUGUUUCAAAAAUUUGAAACAUGACCUAAGGGAAUCAUUAAGUAAAAUGACAUAUAUGAUCUA